This is a messenger RNA of Adineta steineri, 573 nucleotides long. The record is from the annotation of a GenBank genome assembly. Lineage: Eukaryota; Metazoa; Rotifera; Eurotatoria; Adinetida; Adinetidae.
AUGGAACAAGAAGAUCGUCGUUUACAAGCACGUGAAAUUCAUAAAGACGAUGAUGAUACUGAUAGAAUGGAUUUAGAUGAUAAAAUAUCAAAUAAUCAUGUUAAAAUGGAUAUUGAAUUAUCAGAUGAUGAUGAAGAAGAAAUUGAACGACGUCGACAACGAUUACUUAUGAAAGCAGAAGAAAAAAAAGAAGAAGGAUUACUACAAGUUGAAGAUGAAAACGAAUCUGAACUAUCAGAAGAAUCAGAAAGUGAAGGAGAAUAUGAUGUUGAUAGUAUACCAAGAUUAAAACCUGUCUUUGUUGAAAACAUUGAUCGUCGUACAAUUGCAGAACGUAAAGCUGGAGAAAAACAUCAAAUACAAUUAGAAAUUGAACGAAAACGUCUUGUUCAUCAAAGAAAAAUGGAAACAAAAAGAAUCGUUGAAGAAGCUAUUAAACAAGAAGCAAUUAAAAAAACUGAAGAAAUUGGUGGUAUUCAAUGUGAUUUUGAUAUUGAUGAUGAAGAUGGUAAAGUUGCUUAUGAUGCAUGGAAAUUACGUGAACUUGAACGAUUAAAACGUGAUCGAAAAUAA